AUGGCCGACACGGCCAGCAUGAACACGAUGAAGACGUUUUUCUCUGUCGGCCUGGAGACGUAACAGUUGACUGGAUGUGGACACGGCCAGGCCUGACACAGAGACAGACAGAGAACACGUACAGAGGAUUGAGGAAGACGCCAUACAGGAAGUACUGGAGGCACAGAAACACCACCUGUGUGGACAGCAGACGGACGUCUUCACUGAUCGCUGCUGAUCUGAACUCGUCUGAUUCGAUAUUUGGAAAUCUGGACAUGAGACUGACGGACUGACCUCGGCACGGCACGGACACUCCAGUAUUAUUCAGAGAGUAGUAUUCACAACGAGAGUAGUACUACAGCAGCAGCAGUAUCAGUAUGUUGACCGUCUCAGUGCUCCUGCUGCCGUUGCUCCUCUCCUCUCUCCUCGUCUCCUCCUCUCCUCUGGCCAAGGAUCAGUCGGUGUGUGCGAGGACUUCCUGCGGUGCGGGUCGAGAGUGUGUAUCGACCGACAGAGGAGAGCCAGUCUGUCGCUGUCUGCAGAGCUGCGACGUGACCGAGCACUGGGUGUGCGGCAGUAACAGCAAAUCCUACAGAAACCACUGCGAGCUGCACAGAGACGCCUGCAUCACCCAGACCAAGAUACACGUGGAUCACCGAGGACGCUGCGUGGAGAAACCGACACAGGCGGACGUGAGCCCGAUCGUGUGUUUCCUGUCGGAUCGGGAUUGGCUGAGAGAGAGAGUGAUCCAGUGGAUUCAGACGGAGGUCGGGUCAACCGACGGCGACUCGAACGUGACCUCGGCCAACGACGUCCUGCAGACGUAUUUCAAGACGUACGACAACGGAGAUUCAGAGCUCGACUCCAAAGAGUUCCUGAGCUUCCUGAAACACAACGAGACGGCCCUCAACCUCACGUACUCGAAUACUCUGGAGACAAACCUGUUACUGAGGUCUCUGUGUGUCGACGCUCUGAUCGAGCUGUCGGAUGAAAACGCCGACUGGAAGCUGAGUUUAACUGAGUUCAUCAACUGUCUGACACCCAGCUACCAUCCAUAUGAGAGAAAGUGUGCUCUGGAGGACGAAGUGUUCGAGGACGGAGCCGAAACUCGGAUGGAGUGUAACAAGUGUGUGUGCGCCUGUGGAAACUGGGUCUGCACGGCUCUGACCUGCACAGGAGAACAUCUCAUAGAGGAGGAUGUGAAGGAGGGAGCAGAAGAAGAGGAAAUGACAGAAGAGGAGUGGAGCAGGAGAGUGGCUGAGCUCAACGCUUCACAGGUGGACGGUCGACAGCAGCAGACGUAGCAGCAGCAGCUGAUAUCACUGACUAGUCCAACAACAGUCAGCCCAGAACCAGAACCAGACCCAGCAGCAGCUGAUAUCACUGACUAGUCCAGCAGUC
Larimichthys crocea (large yellow croaker) is the source of this 1380-nucleotide messenger RNA. Its product is annotated as follistatin-related protein 1. Gene Ontology annotation, cellular component: extracellular region. Lineage: Eukaryota; Metazoa; Chordata; Actinopteri; Sciaenidae. Gene Ontology annotation, biological process: multicellular organism development; regulation of BMP signaling pathway; cell differentiation. The record is from RefSeq and is a predicted model, not a curated record. Gene Ontology annotation, molecular function: protein binding. The transcript has 12 exons. Bases 357 to 1283 code for a protein of 308 amino acids.